Octopus sinensis (East Asian common octopus) is the source of this 2822-nucleotide messenger RNA. RefSeq lists its product as uncharacterized. Bases 67 to 2112 code for a protein of 681 amino acids. NCBI's taxonomy places the organism in Eukaryota, Metazoa, Mollusca, Cephalopoda, Octopoda, Octopodidae. Gene Ontology annotation, molecular function: protein binding. Gene Ontology annotation, biological process: protein import into nucleus. The transcript has a single exon. The record is from RefSeq and is a predicted model, not a curated record.
AGAGCGGUGAGAGGGCGCCAGUAGUCGCAUAAGAGUUACUUGAGGAAGUUUAGACGAAAAGGCAAGAUGAUGUCUGAUGGAGUGUUGGAGUGUUUGUGUAGCACAGCUAAAUUAGAACGGGACAAAGGUGUGGUAGAACUGCAGAAGAGCAUCUCGACACUCAGCGACAGCGAACUGAAUGAACUGCAAGAAGCGAUUGUGACGCUGUACCGUCGGGACGACUCGCCUUGGGAGACGAAACAUGGAGCUCUGAAAGGCACCGCCGUCAUACUACACAGCAAACGAGCUUCUCGUGAUUUUGUCACCUACAUCAAGGACAACCUUUCGCCGCUGUUGGACGACGAGGAGUUUCGAGUCCGGCUGGCCGCCGGUGAAGCGAUGGGUGCCCUCUGCGAAAGUGUCGGCGUGGAAAUCUACAUCGACGCCAAAGUUGACAUCCUGAGAGGAAUCGCAGACAACCUGGAACGGGAACCGUCGGCCGCUGACCAAGAAGACAAUGCCAGGCACGACGAAAUUGUACUGUCUUCUCUUUCGUCCGGAGGUUCGUCGAAAUCUUUCAGUCUGAGCCGGUGCAACAGCGCCGAGAAGAUUUUCCAUGAUACUGCCGGUUGGAAGUCCUUGGAAACGUGGAUGAAAUGCCUCCAGAGCGUGAUCGUUGGUUGUGGUACUUUAUUCAACUCCCAGAUUGAUCAGGAAUUGCUGGACUUGAUAUUCCUCUCACUCAAACACACCAAUCGUUUCGUGCGCGAAACAGGUUUCUACGUAUGUUCGGCCAUUGUCAACUGCACCGUCGAUUCCAAAGGAGGAGAACAGCCGGUCGUGACCCUGGAGGACAAUGCCGUCUACCUAUUCGGUGAUCAGCUCGCUAUUCAGUUAGGGUUCGGCUUGUCGGACAACUGGAGUCAGGUUCGUCUCGCCGCCUCGGUCGCCACCCGAAAUUUCAUCGUCAACUUGCCGUCAACCGAAGCCCGUGCCAAGUUCUUCCCCGUGCUCCUGCCCAGAAUGUGUCUGAACCGCUACUACGCCGCCGAAGGGGUGCGCAUCUAUUCACAGGAGACCUGGCGCCUGGUGACCGAUGGACGCGGUAAACAGCUGGUGGAACAGUACAUUGACCAAGUUGUACAGUAUUACGUUGAACAGACCUACGCCGACAACCAUUCCGUGAGAGAGGCUGGAUGUGCUUGUAUUGCGGAACUGGGAUCAAAGAUCGACAAGGAUGCCAUCCGGCCCUACAUUGGAGACCUACUGAAUGCUCUGGUCGCCUGCUUCCAGGACGACAGCUGGCCCGUCCGUGACGCAGCCUGCCUGGCCUCAGGCAACUUCAUCGAAUGCUUCCCCGAUGAAUGUAAGUGCAAACUUGAAGUCCUUUUCCCUUUGUUUUUCGCUAACCUCAGAGAUAACAUUCCUUCGGUGCGCCAAGGGGCCGCGCAGGCGCUCUGCAACGUGGUCAAAGCGUACGGCGACGAGUGUCGCCACAUGGUUGUGAGCACGAUCAAAGAAGGCCUGACUGGUAUCGAACAGCAGGCGGCCACCGCCGAAAAGUAUAGCAACCUGGACAAAGGCCUAGCCACCUACGGUGUAGCCAAACAGCUGAGGGACAACGAUAUGGAACUACACACCGACAAACAGAUGUAUUCGUGCGGGUCGCUGGCUCCGAAAAUGGGGCGCGGCGGUGGAUGCAUGGAUCACAAAUUUCGCAAACCCGCAGAACCCUGGGAAUAUACCGACGGUUGCAUCAACCUGGUCGCCGAGUUGGCUUCUCUGCCGCCCAUGUCAUCGACAGUUACCCAGCUGCUGCCCUUCGUCGCCAAUGCGGCCAGUUUUCGCCACUACACCCAGCAUCUUUACCUCCUGGAGACUGUAUGCAAGAGGUUACCAGCCCUGGCCUACGGGAUAGGGAAGAGGAACUUCAAGAGCCAACUGGAGACCUUCUUUGACUGUGUUUUCUAUGCGCUAACCUGUGAUAGCCCCCUGACUUCGAGUGCGGCCAGCCAGUGUUUGAACGCUCUCGGUAGUUUCCUAGGACCCAGCAUUUUGCGUGGACGUGUCGAGAUCUACAAUCCGAAAUACCUGGAAAUGUUGGAUGCUAACCAGUACAUUGCUCCUUUAUAGGAAAUACACGACUACCAUCACACACACACACACACACAUACAGAAAUAAAUAUAUACAUACGUCCACAUACACAGUAUGUGGCCGUAAAAUAGAAACUGCUGAUCUUCCUCUGUGCGUUGUGUCCCCUUUUCCUGCUACCUGUAUUUACACACACACACACACACACACACACACAAAUAUAAAUACCUACAUAUACGUAUACACACGUACACACACACAUUUGGUGAUGAAACACACACCACACACACACUUUCAGAUAUAUAUAUUUAUACACUUAUAUACACGGAUGUUUAGUUACUAGUUUAAUUUUGACUUUGUUAUAGUUGUUGUCAUAAAACUGUGCCAUAACUUUUCUCCUGGCCUAAACAGGGACCACCCAAACACUUCCCACAUCCACUUAAAUUUUAUCUAAUGUAUAUAUAUAUAUAUAUAUAUAUAUAUUUUUUUAUUUUCGUCCAUGUUAAGGGCAAGCGGUCUCCCUCCCCUCAAUUCUUCCUUUUUUUUCCUCUACCUAGUUCUGUGUUCCUAAACUUUUGUUUUUGGGGGUGACACCUCCGUCUCUGCUCUGUCCAUGUUUUUUAUGUGUGUAUUAUAUAUAUAUAUAUAUAUAUAUAUAUAUAUAUAAUAUAUAUAUAUAUACACACCCAGCUUGAACUCAUGAUCUCUGAUACAAUUUUCAAAAUAUCAAGAAUUAUAUAUACUCAGACAU